Molecule: messenger RNA, 543 nt
Organism: Salvia miltiorrhiza (redroot sage)
Lineage: Eukaryota; Viridiplantae; Streptophyta; Magnoliopsida; Lamiales; Lamiaceae
Exons: 1
Coding region: 1-543 (180 amino acids)
Source: RefSeq, a predicted model, not a curated record
AUGGCGGAUGGGGAAUGCCAGGGUUGCCGGUCGGCUCCGAUCCUCGUCCACCACGUCCCUCACCUGGGCGUAUUUUCCGCGCUCUGCACCGCCUGCGUGCUCCGCCACAAGCCCGGCAGCUUCUGCCCCGUCUGCUUCGACACCUACGACGACAGCACCCGCCCCGCCGCCCACUCCCGCAUCAUGUGCCUCCGCUGCCCCGCCCUCGCCCACCUCACCUGCCUCCCCUCCGCCCGCUCCUCCCGCUACCUCUGCCCGCAGUGCUCCGACCCCGCUUUCUCCUUCAUCGAUUCGGGGCCCGCCGCUGCCGAUGGCACGGCCGCGGUCGCCUUCACCAAGGAUUUCGCCAAACAGCAUCUCUGCGCCGCCAAAAUCGCCGCCGCGUCCAUGCACAGGGCGGCGGCCGUGGCUAGAGCGGAUGCGGAGCAGAAAGUGAUGGGAGCUCUGCUGGCGAGACGAAACGCGAAGGAAGCUAUUGAGAGAGUCGCGCAUUUGAUGUCCAAUCAACCGGCGCAGGACCACUCCGACGUCGACGACAGAUAA